Molecule: messenger RNA, 4680 nt
Organism: Danio rerio (zebrafish)
Lineage: Eukaryota; Metazoa; Chordata; Actinopteri; Cypriniformes; Danionidae
Source: RefSeq, a predicted model, not a curated record
ACGAAAGGUAGGUCCAGUAGGACUGCUGGAGGCGGCCACAGCGCCAUGUUGAACGGAAUCAUCACACUCCGUGGAGAUACUCUCGUCAAAGAGCAGUUGUAAACAAAGUGUUAUUCAUUUUCCAAAGAGGGUACACCUGUCAAGAUCGCCCUGGCAAGAAGAGGCCAACUAGAUCCUCGGAAACCCCGGCCGGGGAGGGGGAACAGCCCCCAACCUUCAGCAAUGAAGAUAAACCACAAUAAGCGCUAGCCGGCUAACUUUAGCCUGCUAUUCUAUCAAUAAGCUAGCUAGCCUGUUAGCUCACGCGUUAAUAUCCGCUCAGACACCGGCAACCUGCUCAUAUAAAGCCGGGUAUUGACAUAAGUCGCCAGCAAUAUUUUUCCAGUGUACAGUUUAGCCGCUAGCUUAUUUAUUAUUGUAAAUAUCUGUAAAUCCGUGCGUUAGUUUUUUUUAUUUGCGAUGAGUUUGCCGCCGAAAGCGGUGCCGAAACCAGCCGCUGCCGCCGCUGCUGGAACUGGACCUGGAACCGGGCAGUUAUCCGCGAGCCAACUGCGGACCACCCUCACUACAGUCCCGCUACAGUCGGUGGCUCAACAAGUUUUCCUUAAUUUCCCCUCAAGAUAUCCACGAGUGCCGCCUCCCCUGGACGAGCGAAUCUUCUCAACACAGCCUGUCUCUGCUGUCUACAGUGUACAGAGACCCCCUGGCCCCCCAUUUACUGCACAUGAAAUCAACAAGGGACACCCUAACCUAGCGGCUACCCCGCCGGGUCAUGCCUCUUCCCCUGGACUAUCUCAGGUAUCAGUUUCAACAGUAUCCACUGCGCAUCUCUAUGGUCAUCCUAAAGGCUGGGAGCCAGGAGGAGGGUCUCCGUACACAACGGGACAGAAUGCCGGCACGACCCCUCUGGUAUACUCUCCAACAACCCAGCCAAUGAACGCACAGCCUCAGAGCCGCCCGUUUGCCCCUGGGCCUCGUCCUACCCAUCACCAGGGAGGAUUCAGAUCCAUUCAGUUUUUCCAGAGGACGCAGAUGCAAACGGCCCGGCCCACCAUUCCAAGCAACACCCCACCCAUUCGGCCCACGUCUCAGACCCCCACGGCAGCAGUAUAUUCUCCCAAUCAGCACAUCAUGAUGACCAUGGCUCACAUGCCCUUUCAUUCCCCACAGACAGCGCAGUACUACAUCCCUCAGUAUCGUCACAGUGCUCCACAGUAUGUGGGACCUCCUCAACAGUACCCUGUCCAGCCGACUGGACCCAGUACCUUCUAUGCUGCAGCCAGUCCAGGGGAGUUUCCUGCACCUUAUGCAGGACCUCCCUACUAUCCUGGGCAGCCCGUGUACACACCAUCUCCACCCAUUAUAGUGCCUACACCACAACAACCUCCACCUGCUAAGAGGGAAAAGAAAACAAUCCGCAUCCGAGACCCUAACCAGGGUGGCAAGGAUGUCACAGACGAAAUAUUAUCAGGAGUGGGUUUGAGUCGAAACCCAACCCCGCCUGUGGGACGGCCCUCUUCCACUCCUACACCUCCACAGUUUUUAUGUCCACACCCUCAUUAUCCUCACAUUUUCUACCUCAAAUCCCAGCAGCUGAACAGCCAGGUAGCAGAUCAUGGGCACAUCAUGUAUAAUGUGGACAGCAGCCCGCACCUUCCAGCAUCCUUCAACUUGAAAGCAGACGAUAAGCCAAAACUAGAGUUUUCCUUGCAAAGAACUGCAUCUCCUGGUCUGCGGCAGCCCGACACUCCUCUGGAGAGAAGAGAUCCCAGCAGCCCAGUCCAAACACCCUCCUCUCCCCCACACAAACCUGAGCUUCCCCCCUCCGACUCAGAGACGGCCUCAAGUGUAGCUACAGCCCCGACUCCUUCCAUACCUGCCUCAACAGAAGAGUCAGCUGAUGCCCCGAGCCCAUUAGCUGAGCCCAGUCUCACUAAAGCUAUCACACCUGAACCAGAGAGCUCUGAGCCAGAGAAAUCCUCCUCACCACCACCUCAAAGUCUGUCUGGAUCCCUUACCCAGCACGAAAAAGCCGUCAAUGGGCUCACGGAUGUUGACGCUGCUCCACUGAGUGAAGAAUUGGAAACCCAACCCAGGGAAGCCUCUCCAUUGCUGCCUACUUCCAGUGUGCCCCAGUCAGAGCCCAGGCCAGUCACACCGGUGCUGGAGGAAGAGUCUGAUCCAAUCAAUAUGAACAGUCCUUUGCCUCCUGUUGAGGACGAUGCUGGAUGUCCUGACAACGUUUCCCCCUCCCUCUCCACCUCCACGACUGCUGCUAUCUCCACCACUCCUCCUGCUCCUCCUCCAGGACUCUCGCACCCCAGUCAGGUUUCUGCAGCGUUGGACAGGAGACCCUCUAAUGGAGCAGAGAUCAAAGAAACAGGGAAGGAAAACGAGGCCUUGCCGGACAAGAGAGGAGAGCCUUUCUUACAGUCCAGAAAAAGCUCAAAUCAAGCUACAUCUAGUGCACCAAAGACCUGGAAGAAGCCAAAAGAGGACAUGCCUGUAGGGCAAGAUCAGUGUCCAGACAAAGAGGAGGACACUGAUCAGGCCAGUAUGGAACCUGCUCCUGAAAGCCCCAGUCCUCCUCCUGUGGAGGUGGAGAGGAGGCCAUCAGUAGGAGCAGUGCUCGAGGAGAAUGGAGAACAGGAAGUGGAGCCUUUGAGAAACGGUGCUGAACACACUUCUGAAACUGAGAGCAGUGACAGCAUCCACCCGCCUGCAGUCAAAGAGCCGUUGAUCAAAGUAUUGCCACAGCCUGCAGAGAAGAAUGGAAAGAAGCAGUACAACAGAGACUUCCUGCUGGGCUUCCAGUUUAUGCCUGCAUGUGUGCAGAAACCAGAAGGGCUUCCUCCCAUUUCUGAUGUUGUUCUAGAUAAGAUUAACCAAAAUAAGCUGCCCAUGCGGCCGGUAGACCCACGUGUGCUUUCCAGAGGCCCGGACUUUACGCCAGCGUUUGCGGAUUUCAGCCGACCCAUUUCAGGAGGCAGAGGGGCACCGUUGCUGAAUGUUGGCAUGCGACGGCCACCUGGACGCAAGAUCAUCACAAACGUGUCUGUGAUUGAUGAGGUGCAGCUGAAGACAACAGAGAAUGCCUGGAAGCCUGGCAUGAAGCGGGAAGGUGCAGUUGAAGAUCCAGAUGCCCAGAGAACUCAGGAGCUUUUCCGAAAAGUGCGCAGUAUUCUCAAUAAACUGACACCGCAGAUGUUCAGCCAGCUGAUGAAGCAGGUGACUGACCUCACCAUCGACACAGAGGAGCGACUCAAGGGUGUCAUAGAUCUGGUCUUUGAAAAAGCAAUCAAUGAGCCCAGCUUCUCUGUGGCCUACGGCAACAUGUGCAGCUGUCUGGCCACGUUAAAAGUGCCCAUGACGGAUAAGCCCAACAGCACUGUGAAUUUCCGGAAGCUGCUUCUGAACCGCUGUCAGAAAGAGUUUGAGAAGGACAAGAUGGAUGACGAUGCCUUUGAGAAGAAACACAGGGAGCUGGAGGCAGCUACUGCGUCCAGUGAGCGGGAGAGGCUUCAGGAGGAGCUGGAAGAGGCCAAAGACAAGGCCCGAAGACGCUCCAUUGGCAACAUUAAGUUCAUCGGCGAGCUCUUCAAGCUGCGGAUGCUGACAGAGGCCAUCAUGCAUGACUGCGUGGUGAAGUUGCUGAAAAACCAUGAUGAGGAAUCACUGGAGUGCCUGUGUAGACUGCUCACCACUAUUGGAAAGGACCUGGACUUUGAGAAAGCUAAGCCACGAAUGGAUCAGUACUUUAAUCAGAUGGAGAAGAUAGUUAAGGAGAGGAAGACUUCUUCACGCAUUCGCUUCAUGCUGCAGGAUGUUAUUGAUCUGCGAUUGCACAACUGGGUUUCUCGAAGAGCAGAUCAGGGCCCCAAGACCAUCGAGCAGAUCCAUAAAGACGCAAAGCUGGAGGAGCAGGAGGAACAGAGGAAAGUCCACCAGCAACUGCUUUCCAAAGACAACAAGAGGAGACCAGUGGUGCAGAGAGAGGAGACCUGGAGCACUGUGCCUAUGACUAAGAACAGCAGAACAAUAGACCCCGCCAAGAUUCCCAAAUUCUCCAAGCCAGCGAUAGAUGAGAAGAUUCAGCUGGGGCCGAGAGCUCAGGUGAACUGGAUGAAGGGCAGCAGUGGUGGAGCUGGAGCAAAGGCCAGUGAGUCAGAUGCGUCUCGGCCGAGUGCCAGUUUGAAUCGUUACUCUCCUCUGCAACCCUCGGCACUCCAGACUUCUUCUUUACCCUCCACAUCUCCAGAUUUUGAUUCCAGGAGAGUUCUCGGCAGUCGUGGAAGCUCAGGACGGGAGCGCAAUGACAAGCCAUUGAGUGCGGGUCCUGCUCGGACAGGGCCUAUUUCAUUGAGCAGUAGCAAUAAGGAGACCCCCGAAGAGCUGGUUCAGGAAGUGUCCCGCAGAGACUCCAAUGCUUCAGAUACACCCAAGCUGCUCGUCAGUACUGCAGACAAGAGCAGACUGGAGAACAGCCAACCCAGAGAGUCUGCUGUUAAACUUGAAGCACUCUCAGGGCCCUCUCCAGAUAAACCUGCAUUAUCAGAAGAGGAGAUGGAGAGGCGGUCCAAGUCUAUAAUUGAUGAGUUUUUGCACAUUAAUGAUUACAAGGUUUGGAUCUAUAUUUUUCAAUCUCCAAAAAUUAUAUUGCCUCAUAAAACCUUAAUUAAG